Eublepharis macularius is the source of this 1066-nucleotide messenger RNA. It is a transcript of the gene ALKBH4, whose product is annotated as alkB homolog 4, lysine demethylase. The transcript has 3 exons. Gene Ontology annotation, cellular component: midbody; contractile ring. NCBI's taxonomy places the organism in Eukaryota, Metazoa, Chordata, Lepidosauria, Squamata, Eublepharidae. Gene Ontology annotation, biological process: actomyosin structure organization; protein demethylation; oxidative demethylation. The coding region runs from base 8 to 1006 and encodes 332 amino acids. The record is from RefSeq and is a predicted model, not a curated record. Gene Ontology annotation, molecular function: actin binding; oxidoreductase activity; demethylase activity.
AGGCGGGAUGGAGGCGGUGAGGGGAGGAAGACGAAGCGCCGCCGCCGCCGCCUCCGCCGGGCCCGGGGCCUGCGGGUGCCAGGGAAGCCGCUCCUGCCUGCUCUGCGAGGAGGCCGCCCCGCCCCCGCAGAAAAGAGAGAACUUUGUUUACUGUCCACUAACGGGUUUGGCUGUGGGAGAAGAGCAAUCAGAAUUUGCAAACUGGGCCUUUCCGUUUCCAGGAAUUUUUUUGCUGGAAGACUUCAUAAGCCUAGAGGAGGAAAGCAAGAUGGUUGAGCUGAUGGAUCAAAAUGCUUGGAAGCUGUCACAAUCUGGCCGAAGAAAGCAGGACUAUGGCCCCAAAGUCAACUUCAAGAAGCACAAAUUGAAAGUGGCUGGUUUUUCCGGCUUGCCCAAAUUCAGCCGGGACUUUGUGACACGGAUGAAAAAUCAUUCUACACUGGCAGGCUUCUCCCCUGUUGAGCAGUGCAACUUGGAUUAUGACCCCAAGAGAGGAUCUGCAAUUGACCCUCACUGGGAUGACUGGUGGCUUUGGGGUGAACGCCUAGUGAGCUUAAACUUGCUAUCCAGCACUGUGCUUUCCAUGUCUUGUGAUUCUGAGGGCAAUCUCCAGUUAUUCCCUGCUUUCCUUAGCAAAAAGGAGCAGAUGCAUGGCUCUGGAUCACCUGCUGUCCCUCAGAGCCAUCACCAACCAACCAGUUUUAUGCCUACAAAAAGACUUGAAAACACUGUUGAAUGGGGAACAGAUUACUCUUCUUCCACAAAGUUGGUUCCACCCAAAGACAUCACUGUUGCUGUUCACUUACCUAGGAGAUCGCUGGUGGUUCUGUAUGGUCCUGCUCGCUAUGUAUGGAAACAUGCCAUUUAUCGCAAUCGUAUCACAAGCCGCCGGAUCUGCGUCACUUUCAGAGAGUUGUCUGAGGAGUUCAGUCAUGGAGGAGAACAGGCAGAAGUGGGUAGAAAGCUCCUUGACAUUGCCCUAACAUUUCAGGGAACACCAGUGUAAGCAUUUGAGAGAAAGAAUUGUGAUUCUUAUUUGUCUGGAAAUUAAAGUGCAAAGCUUUUA